AUUGUAUUGUAUGAUCUUCUCCAGGGUUCUCCAUGUUUGCAGUCACAGUUAGAAACACUCUUUGCCGGAGUAAUUAUGCCGUUCAAUCCGCAUCACUACUUUUCUAUAGACAUGCCCAUGCACAUCCAACCCCACAACAAGAUCCCCACCAUCAUAAAUCUCAUAUAAACCAUCACAGACGGUUAGAUCUUCAUGAUUGGCCCACCUCAAAAGACCCUACUCCGUUUGAGAUUUUCAACCUCAAGCAGAAGGACAUGGGAAUGCCCCAAUUAGAAUUAAAGCGGCAUAUCAAGAGACAUUACUUGGCGUAUGUGAAGUUAUACCACCCUGAUACUAGUCUUACGAUUCAUGAAAAGGGGGAAGAACUUUCUGCAGAAGAGAAACGACGCAGGUUUGAUCAGAUCCAACAAGCGUAUGACUUGCUUAAAGAUCCGCGACGUAGAGUUGCCUAUUCGCGGUAUCAAACUGCGAGAACUCGUGGUCCAACAUAUGGCCCAGCUCAACAUGGGUACACUAAGGAACAUUUUGAAGCUUAUCGUGCUGCCAAUGCCCAGAGAAGACAAUAUGAUUUUCAAAACAAUGAAGAAUUCUGGCAGGCAGGAACCUGGGAAGAUUAUUACCGUAUGAAAUACAAACGAGAGCCCCCAACCAAGGAAGAAUUUGAAAAGAACAAGUAUAAGAUCUUGGCUGGAGUCAUUGCAUUUGGAGCAUUGGGAUUUGCAUUGCAGAUUGUGAAUACUUAUAAUCGGACCAAUGAAAUGUUGUUAGAUAGCCAGAAGCGGACCUUGAAAUCAAUGCAUGAUCUUAACGAACAUUCUGACAAUUUUGGUCAAGGAAACAGUGAAGCUGAUGGACUCAGGAGAUUUUUGGUAUCUAGAAGGACUUCACUCAAACUGAAGAAAUAUGACGAGGAUACUGAACCAGAACCUAAUGACAAAGAGUUGCUUGUAAAGUAUGCCAAGAAAAGAGUGGGACAAUGGGAUAAAGCAGCUGACUAGAUUAUAUUAAUAUGGUUAGAACACACACAUACACAUACAUCUAUAUAUAUAUAUAUUUAUUAUUGCAUGCUAACAAUUUUUG
This is a messenger RNA of Spathaspora passalidarum NRRL Y-27907, 1080 nucleotides long. RefSeq lists its product as uncharacterized. The transcript has a single exon. The record is from RefSeq and is a predicted model, not a curated record. Bases 33 to 998 code for a protein of 321 amino acids. NCBI's taxonomy places the organism in Eukaryota, Fungi, Ascomycota, Pichiomycetes, Serinales, Debaryomycetaceae.